UGGCGAGGCAACAGUUAGCAGCUACCCGCUAGCCUCCAGCAGCUAUCUCCGUCAGGGUGGGGGGGAGUGCGAGGCGUUAUAGACAUGUUAAAGUUUAGAAACACGGAUUCCUCGUCCUGAACGCACACGAGAGCAACGUUUGGCGAAACCCGGGACGGCUGCCGAAACCAUGGGUGGCGGCUGGUGUCCGUAGCGGCCACUUAUUUGCGUUGUUUUUGAGCUUCAAAUGUGCGAAAAGUCGCUCGGUCCGUCCUCGUCGUUGAACAAGAUGGCAGCAGCAGCAGCAGCGGCAGCAACAGCAGGAACAGGAGCAGGACCGAUUCAGGGUCCCACCGCGGUGUCGCUUGCUAACCUGUUCUUUGACGAUCUGGGUGAUAACAUUUACUGGUCUUACUGAAGGUAUGGCCUCACAAGUCUUGGUUUGCCCAUCACACCUGCACUCAGCUAAAACAAGUGCCUUAGGAACCAGCAGCAGUGGUACCAGCAGACACACGGGCGAAGCCCACCACAGUAAUAACACCAGCAGAGCCUUUCAGCACCGACCUCUGCCCAAGACGUAUGUGAUCGGAGUCAACUACGGCAUCGCCUAUCCCAACAACGUUAUCCCAUCCUCAGUCGGUGCUGAUUCGGGGAGACUGCAAAGGGGUCUGCAGCUUGGAGAGAGGGAGCGCUGGGCAUUGCAGACCGCGGGGAUACAGCGAGACGAGAGCCUGAGAGGAGGUCCGGCCGGCAUUCAGGAUCAGAGUAGAGAUCCACAGGACGUGAGGCUUCAUAGGGACAGCGGUGCGACUCCAUCGGGAGUAGGAGGCUUGGAUUGUGGGCUGCUGAGAAGGGCCUGCAUAAGAGCGGAGGAGGAAGAGGGCCGAAACAGGAGAGUACAAGCAAGAGGGGAGUACGCCAGCCUUGUAGACACAGGUGCCACCCAGAGAUGUGAACAGAAGCCGGGGGAAGGUGGAGAACAACCGCGGGACAGCGAUUGUGUUGGAACCAUGCAGAUAGUGGAGGAGGUUUCUGCUCUGCCUUCACUUCCUCCCCCUCCAGCUAUGUUGCAAACCGGCACUGGGAACAAUGCAGACACUGUGAGAGUAGGGGGUGGAGGGACACUGCCUGCUCAACACAACAGGGUUGAGGCCGUGAAGGGCAUCGGGGUGGAUGGGACUGAGAUGAAGCUUAACGGCAGCACCGAGGUGGUGGCGGGAUCUACGGUGACCAGGACGGGGUCAGGAGACGGGGACUAUCAGUUAGUUCAGCACGAGGUUCUGUGCUCGUUGAAGAACAGCUACGAGGUCCUGGAGUUUCUGGGCCGUGGAACCUUUGGCCAGGUGGUGAAGUGCUGGAAGAGGGGAACGAAUGAAGUGGUGGCUGUGAAAAUACUGAAGAACCACCCAUCCUAUGCACGUCAAGGACAGAUUGAGGUGGAGAUCCUGGCCCGGUUGAGCAGCGAGAAUGCAGAGGAGCACAAUGUGGUGCGUGCUCUGGAGUGCUUUCAGCACCGCAGCCACACCUGCCUGGUGUUUGAGAUGCUGGAGCAAAACCUCUACGACUUCCUUAAACAGAACAAGUUCAGCCCACUGCCACUUAAAAUCAUCCGACCCAUUCUGCAGCAGGUGGCAACAGCCCUGAAGAAGCUGAAGUCUCUGGGUUUGAUCCAUGCUGACCUGAAGCCAGAGAACAUCAUGCUCGUGGACCCCUCCAGGCAGCCGUACAGGGUCAAGGUCAUCGAUUUCGGCUCGGCCAGCCACGUCUCCAAGGCUGUGUGCUCCACUUAUCUGCAGUCCAGAUACUACAGGGCUCCUGAGAUUAUUUUGGGCCUGCCGUUCUGCGAGGCCAUAGACAUGUGGUCGCUGGGCUGCGUGAUAGCCGAGCUGUUCUUGGGUUGGCCCCUCUACCCCGGAGCGCUGGAAUACGACCAGAUCCGGUACAUCUCUCAGACUCAGGGCCUGCCCUCUGAACAGCUGCUCAACAAGGGGACCAAGACCUCGCGUUUCUUCUCCAAAGAAUCGGACUCUCCCUACGCCUCAUGGAGACUAAAGACGACAGAGGAGCAUGAGAAAGAGACGGGACUUAAAUCCAAAGAGGCCAGAAAGUACAUCUUCAGCUGUCUGGAUGAUAUAGCACACGUGAACUUGGUGCUGAGCCCUGAUAGCGGCGACAUGCAGGCAGAGAAGGCCGACAGGCAGGAGUUCGUGUCUCUGCUUAAGAGCAUGCUGCUGAUUGACGCAGAGGACAGAACCGUUCCCUCUAGUGUCCUCACUCACCCCUUCCUCAACAUGACUCAUCUGCUGGACUUCCCACACAGCAACUACGUGCAGUCGUCUUUCCGCAUCAUGGACAUGUGCCACAGUCGGCCCAGCAACGCCAUUUUCGACGCCCUCAACCAGAACACCAUUCAUUUCUCCAGACCCCCCCUCGCCCCCACCGCAUCCUCCGGCCUUCCUCUCGGCUACAGCAACAUACCGGUCCACACUCAGGCUAUAACCCAGUCGGCUCCCUCAGUGUUGCACCCUGGGAUAGCUCUGACGACUGGGAACGGACAGUUUGGGUGCAGCGACUCGUUCCCACCCGCCCUUCUUCUUUGUCCUCCAACCAUGCAAGGUAACCUUAAUCAACCAACAGGAUAUUCUGUCCCCAUGGUAACUCAAGCCCCUCCCAUACAACCCCUACCAGUGCGACCUGGUGUCAUAGCUCAGGCCUGGUCGAGCCGGGGGCAGCAGCUCCUCGUCCCAGCGGCUUGGCAGCAGAUGACUCCCGUGGGUCCUCCUCCCUCUCACCCACCUCCACCGCCGCCAUCUUCCCUAACCAACGACACCACAGCCGGCCCACAGAGGAUCAGCGACUGGGGGAAAGUGCGUCCACACAGCAGCCACUACAACGCGGUGAUGCAGCAGCCUCUCCUGACCAAUCAGAUGCCGGCCCUCUCUGCCCAUCAGCCAAUCAACAUCGGCAUAGCUCAUGUCGUUUGGCCCCAACCGGCCAAUAAAAGGAACCGACACGCUCACAACAGGAACCUGACCCACCACAGCAACGGCCACAUGUCGGCUUGUCGGACGCCCAGAAUGGCGGACGUCGUCGGGCAGGCGGCGGCAGGAAGGGAGCAGCCGCAGAGGGAGGUUCCUCUGGCGGAGACCAGGCAGCCGGAGGUUCACAACACGGACGAGGAGGAGGAAGAGGAAGAAGAAGACCCAGAGGAGGAAGUGAGCUGCUUCAAGGACGUGGUGCUAAGUGGCAACAGACAGCUGGAGCUGCCCAGGCAACCCCAGCGAGACGUGGCCGUGCUGAUGGGCGACACGCCGAGCCCUGCCCCCAGCGUGAUCAGCAUCCGCAGUGACCUGACCGAUGCAGAGGACGAGGGUGGGGAGGAAGACCCUCAGAGGUGCCGUCUGAACGAGUGUAAAGAGGAGUGUGUGUGUGAGGCCUGCAGAAACACCAGUGUGUCCAUGGAGAGGGUGUGUUCCCUCAGCAGCCCCGACAGCAGCCUCAGCACCAGCUCCUUCGCCUCCAACUCGCUUCAGUCCAGCCCUUCAGUGUCACCGUGCAAGAGGCCCAACAGCAUGUCUGAGGACGACGGCCACGAGAGCGGCUGCGACACGGUCGAAGGCUCCCCGACGUCCGACACGUCGACGUCCCCCCGCGGCAACGGCGCCUACCGUUACCUUGACAACAGCAACCACAACAACCGCCCGCCUUUGGCGUCCAUGGUCGCGCCGAUGCCCUCCCCGGCCGCGCAGGACAGGAGUCCCCGCGGCAUCAGGACGAUGGUGGUCCCUCCGAUGAGAGUGCAGAACAACAACACUCGGGGGGCAGAGGAGCGAGGCCAGAGAACGGUCUCAGAGUCCUGGUCCCGAUCCAAAGGGCGCUGCAGCUUCGUAGGUCAACAGAGCACUCCCUCCUCCGCCCCCCUCCUCCCAUCCGCCCCCCUCCUGUCCCGGCAGCAGAAGGUGACCGGGCAGCAGCAGCAGCAGCAGCAGCAGCAGCAGCACCCGCACCCCCCUCUGGGCUUUGGACAGGUCCAGCCGUACUCUUCAAACCACAGCAACAAAGAGUGGAACGGCAACUAUGGGCCCCUGCGACCUCACGCCUACAUCCCCCCCACUGUCCACACGCACACCUUCACCCACCUGCCCCACAGCAGCCCCACGCUCACGUCGGCCGCCUCCCACGCCCACACCCUGCUCUCCUACCCGCCGCCCACCGCCGCCCACCACCCCCACCCCCACCCCAUCCUGCCCUCUCGCCCCCCCCCUCUCCUCCAGCAUGGCUACAGCCUUUCGCACCAAGGCGGGGCUAUAGUUCACCAGGUGACCCUGGGCAUCGGCACCCAUCCCCACCACCCCCACAGGUUCCUCCCCUCCCCGACCGUCCACCCGCACCACCAGCCCGGCUACGCCCACCACCCCCACCCCCACCACCCGCACCCGCACCAGUUCAAGCCUCCCUUCCCUCCUCCGCCGCCGCCUCCUCACCCCUACUUGGCCUCCCCGGCCGCCUACACCGGCUUCCCUCUGAGCCCCACCAAGCUCAGCCACCACCCCCAGUUCUCUUAUAUCUGAGGGGCAGGACGGGGCAGCAGCAGUACCUCCUGGUCAGGAAGGGCAAUAGGAAAUGGACCGGGGCUGCGACCUGGGCAGGUAGAGCUAGCAGCAGAGCACACAAUGGACACUUGUGACCAUGACGACGAGGAGGAGGAGGAAGAAGACGAAAAUGACGGGGCGGUGUUUUAAGGAGAGUAAUUCCCAGCUUCUGUAAAUCAAGGAGGGUUUCGCGGCUUACGUCACUGAUCAUGUUUGACUGUCGGAGCAGCUUCUCUGAAAGACUUCCUGGAUGACAGAUUUAACAAAAAAAAAAAACAAACACGCAGAGCUUUACACGGGAGCGUCCACACGAGUGAGUGAAAUCACAAGAAACGGAAAGUUUUAACUAGAGGAACGCGUGUUCGCCGUUCGACGAGAGAUCCGACUUUAUCUUUGUUGCCUUGUAGCACGUGUGAGCCGGUUUUGUGAAGCCAUCCCCGUCUGUAUUAACCGAGGAUCCGACUGCUCCUGUCUUUGUUUUUUUUUUUCAGGCAGACGUCGCUACUGCCGCCUCCUAGUGCCUUAAAAAAAAAAAAAACAGUCUGCGGCGUCACUUCAGGAGCAUAUCGAUUGUAAAUUUAAAGAAAAACUAAAAAAAUGGGCUUGCAGCACUUAACCUCCAAGCUCUAAACAAGACGGGGCUUAUCGGAUGAUUACGAGGGUUAUGCUUGUGGUUUGUGUUUUUUUUUUUUUUUUAAUAUUGUUGGACUUUUGGUUUGCUUUCUAACUCAAGAGUAUGGAUUUACUUUAGCUAGAGGCUGCACAUACAUAGAUAUAUAUAUAUAAAUAUAUAUAUAUAUAUAUAUAGGGCUUUGACUGAAUGAGCUUUUUAUGUACAUAAAGAGUGAUUUGAUAUUUUGAUAAUCGAAUUUCUAUUCACUAUAGUACUUAAUUCAUAACAGUAUUGUCACUGUUUACUGUAACUGCAAUACAAUCUAGAUAGACUCUGGGUUGCUGUGUUUUUAUUGUUUUUGUUUUUUUGCGUUUAGGCUAGACUUGCAUUAAUUAAUGCUCUUUUUAGAUUUUACUUUUGGGAGUGGCUUAGACUUUAAAACAACAACGACAACAAAAAAAAAAAAAGUGGAGUUAAUCGUUUUUACUUUUUAAAAAUGCUUCUCAGUGUUUGAACUCGCAGUAUCGUCGCUGGGCUACCGAGUAUUAGAGCUGUAAUCGUUUUCGAAAAUAUCCGUGUAUUAAGCCUGUCGUCAGUUUUGAUACAUUCCUUCAGGGUGGAUGCAUAGCCUUGAUAUUUUAUUUUUUUUUUGUUUGUUUGUUCGUUCGUUUGAUUUUCUAGCGUCUUCUUACCCGUCGCCUCAGCUGGUAUUUUUACUCCAAUCAGCAACCAAAGACUGUUUUUAAUCAUUUCUGAAGCACGGUCGAUGAUAUUUCUCCUUCUCACCUCCAGCGGUAGUGGUCAUUGGAAUAUAUUUGCAAGGUUUCAACAAAAAAAAGAAAAGAUGGGAAAAAAACUGAGGUUGAGGUUUUAUUUUAUUUUUUUUUUCUGUGCUAUGUUUGUAUUUGGAAUGUAUAGAUAAUAAGCUGCUAUGUACUGAUUAUCUGCCACUUCGUAGCUGUGAAUUUAGGGGAUUAAUCUCGUUCUAGCCUGCAUCUUCUCUCUCUUUGUAUUGUAGUUCCCAACAACUAGAUACAAUAGAAGUGGGGUUUUUAUUAUUUUGACUAGAGAGUACAUUGAAUGCUAUUCCUCUAUGCUAGUGCCUCUGUAUAUUGGCUUUGUUGUUUUUCUUUGAAGUGAUUGUAAACUGCUGUAAUGGAAGUUUUUCUCCCUUUUUUUUUUAAUUAUUAUUAUUAUUCUGUUGCUUUUUGGUGUGCGUGUGUUUUCGUUUUUUUUUGUGUGUGUGUGUAUUUUAGCAUCAGUAUUUUUCAAAUGUAGGCUGGGUUCACUCUUUUGAUUCUGUAACCGGUGUGUUGUUGUUGUUGAUGAUGUAUUAUUAUUAUUAUUUUUAUUUUUUUUUCUCCUAGUUUUAUCUCGAGACGUCGUGGCUUUUUAUUUCCCGUCUGUAUUCUUGCGACUCUUCGUACUGUACAACUUUAGUGCCUUCCUUCGGACGAGUGGCUGAGUGAUGAUAUCAAAGCAGUCGGGGAAUUUGCGAGUUCCUUUCUGACACACAAAAACCCCAAAGUUGUUUUUUUUUUCUUUUUGGUUUUCACAAAAAUCCUAAGAAAGUAAAAAAGUCAGGGAAUGUUUUAUCGCGCUCACCAAGAACACCGUGCAGUACAACAAAAAAACAAACACAGGGCCUCAAUAUAUAUAUACACAGAAAGCUUUAUCCUCACACAGUGAAUGUAUAAUUUGUUUUUUGGUUUGCAGAUGAGUUAUUUGCGGCGGCGUUUUCCUCAUCGUUUUCAUGGUUUUCUCGUAUGCAGCUAUGACUGUGUGUAGAAAUCACGUGUUCUUUCAAAAAAACAAAAACAAAAAGGCUUUAUUCAUCAGUCAGACUCACCCACUCUCCUACUCGUUAUUCUCUUAGGUAAAGGGUGUAUUUUUGUGGUCUAAUACGCUACUGUGUUGAUUUGUUCUUUUAAACAAACGGGAGGUUGACGAGAUGAACGCAUUAAUUUCCCACCACCACCACUUUUGGGUUGAUUUGUUGUCGGAUAGAUAAUCUCCCCGCAGCCUUACACCGAAAGUCGUUGAUCCAAAGCUCAACGGGCACACGCAGCCUUAAGCAACAAAUCAGCACUGAGGACAGAGACUUUACGUCGCAGAUAGGGGAUGUCCCGAUCAAGUUGUUUAUUAGUUUUUUUUUUUUUGCGACGCGAUCUGAUUUCGAUCAUUAAAUAUUCAGCACCACCCGGGUCUGAUCUUAAAUAAACUAAAUCUGCUCCCAUGGAAAGAAUCAAAAAGUCUUCUCUUGUCUUUCUCGGGUUCUCCUACAUGUGACUGGAUUCAGUCCAGUAAAUAUUUCUGUCUCCAGACAAUGUGGAUUAUUAUUAUUUAUUUCCUUUUAAACGCAGCGUUCGUUUUAAGCUUUUUGGUGGCGAAUCAAGUUGGUAGUACUGAAUGACAAUCACCUACUACCACCUCACCGAAUGUCCACAUUUCACCCGUUACAAAUGUCACUGGACACUUGUCCUUUCGCGCAGCAGACACACGUUUGGUCACGUGAUUUUUGGUUUAUGGCAGCUCAACGUUAGCCAACGAAAAGGAACACGAUGUUUUGAGCUCGAUACGAUUAUUUUUCUAAAUGCCUCAUCGGGACAUCCCUAGUCACAGGCUUCACGGAUAAAAGUCCCCGUUGGAACAAAUUGGAACGAUUCAGAAUGAACUCCUUUCUGAUAAAACAUUUUCACCCGACACUCACAUCUCAUUUAACGGGCGGAAUAAUUAGCUAGACUUUGUACUAAUUAUUGUAUCUUCAGACACGAUUGCUAAAGUUCGACUUGUCCUAAAUACGUGUAGUUUUUCGUGUGGCUUUACGAUUUUAUGUUUUGAUUUGUUUGUUCUUUUUUUUUUUUAUUUUAAUCUUAAAUGCUACACUAGUUUGACAUGUAGCAUCUGCACUGUGCAAUAUACAACAAUAUAAGAGGACUGGGAUAAUGAUAAUUGUUUGGAUGUAAUAAUAAUGAUGAUGAUGAUAAUGUGUGUCUUACCAGUUUGCCCCCCUCCCCACCUCACCUCUAGUUCUCAGUGAGUUUUCAAUGUGACCAAGUCUUAUGUACUUUGUCACAAAAAGCGGGUUCCUUCUUGGUGACUCUUAUUGGUGAGUGUCAAAUUAUGAAUUGAUGGUGUAACUAUGUCAAGAUUCACUUUGAAUUAAAAAACAAACAAAAAAAAAAAUCUUUUGCUUCA
Messenger RNA from Mugil cephalus (flathead mullet), 8382 nucleotides. Its product is annotated as homeodomain-interacting protein kinase 3-like. Gene Ontology annotation, cellular component: cytoplasm; PML body; nucleus. Gene Ontology annotation, biological process: peptidyl-serine phosphorylation; peptidyl-threonine phosphorylation. Lineage: Eukaryota; Metazoa; Chordata; Actinopteri; Mugiliformes; Mugilidae. The record is from RefSeq and is a predicted model, not a curated record. The transcript is spliced from 18 exons. Gene Ontology annotation, molecular function: protein serine/threonine kinase activity; ATP binding; protein tyrosine kinase activity. The coding region runs from base 402 to 4550 and encodes 1382 amino acids.